Molecule: messenger RNA, 567 nt
Organism: Lycium ferocissimum
Lineage: Eukaryota; Viridiplantae; Streptophyta; Magnoliopsida; Solanales; Solanaceae
Exons: 3
Coding region: 1-567 (188 amino acids)
Molecular function (GO): nucleic acid binding
Source: RefSeq, a predicted model, not a curated record
AUGGUGGAUCCCACUUUUGCAAUAAAGCUUUCGCGGACAAGCGGGCAAGUUGAAGUAUCCAAUAGGGAGAUCAAGAGUAUUCUAGCAAAGACAGUGAAUGCGAAUAGAACUGAUUGGGCCCGCAAGCUCGAUGAUGCUCUAUGGGCAUACCGGACGGCUUUCAAGACUCCGAUUGGAACUUCACCCUUCAAGCUUGUGUUCGGAAAAGCUUGUCACUUGCCGGUUGAACUUGAGCACAAGGCCAUGUGGGCUUUGAAGAAAUUGAAUAUGGAUUGGGAAGAAGCGACCAAGCUCAGGUUGUUUCAACUAAAUGAGAUGGAUGAGUUUUGGUACCAGUUGCUACCUGGUAAGCUUAAAUCAAGGUGGUCUGGGCCGUUUGAGGUGGUAGGUGUUUCACCCCAUGGAGCGAUUGAGUUAAAGUCCGGAGAUGGAACUCGGACAUUUAAGGUGAAUGGGCAGAGAUUGAAGCACUACCACGAGAUGGUUUCGGAGGAUAGGAUUGUUGAUCGAUACAGGUUGAAGCACCUCGAAACGAACGAUGAUCUGGUGCACACUGAUAAGGAGUGA